Messenger RNA from Nestor notabilis (Kea), 1815 nucleotides. RefSeq names its product leucine rich repeat containing 43 (gene LRRC43). Lineage: Eukaryota; Metazoa; Chordata; Aves; Psittaciformes; Psittacidae. The annotation marks the transcript as partial. Gene Ontology annotation, molecular function: protein binding. The record is from RefSeq and is a predicted model, not a curated record. The transcript has 11 exons.
GGGCACCCACGUCCCUGCCAUCUCCUAGCGACAGGGACUCUUUGUCACUGAGCCAGGGAAUUCCAUGCUGGGCUGGGGCUGGAUGGCAGCACCCGGUCCCUGCAGUGUCUCUGCUGCUCUUCAGGAGCAGCUGAGGCAGCUGGCUCUGCAGGACUUCCCCUGUGGCCUGGGCAGCUGGAACAAGUCCCGCUUUCCUGCACGCAGGAGCCCCCGUGGGCGCCAGACAAGGCUGUGGGCAGACCCGGCCGGGCACGAGGAGGACGUGCCACUGAGUGAGGAGAGCCCUGAGGCACUGAUAGAGCUGCUGAAGGACCGACACAGCCCCUGGGCCCUGCCACCAGGCUGCAGCCCCCAGGACCAGCACCUGCGGGAAGUGGCUGUGCUGCAGCCCAAACUCGUCUGCGGCUCCAACAUCUUCCAGGUUCUCAGGUCCCUGCGGAUCGUUGACAAGGGAGUGGAGGAGCUUGAUGAGGGUCUGUUGCAGUUACAGCAGCUGGAGGAGCUCAUCCUCAGUGCCAACCACAUCAGUAGGAUAACCUCGGCCAACCUGCCCCGGACACUGAAGGUCCUGGAGCUCUGCUGCAAUGCUGUGGCUGAUCUGCAGGACCUGUGUGCUCAGCCUCCUCCAGAGCUUCUGCACUUGGGGCUGGGAUACAACAGGCUGUGUGGACCUUCACAGGACAAGUACCUCACUGCAGCCUUCUGGCCAAAUCUUGUCUCCCUUGACCUGAGCUUUAACAACUUAACGGAUUUGGUGGGGCUGGUCUCCCAACUGUCCAGUCUGGAGAAGCUCCGCAUCCUCGUGCUCAAAGGGAACCCGCUGGCUCUCAUUCCCACUUACAGAGGCUUCCUUGUGGACAGCCUGCCCAAGCUCUGCAUCCUCGAUGACAUCCACGUAGGGUUUGAUGAGAGGCACCAGUUCCUUGGUUUGGCAAGUCAGCCAGAGCUAAUGAGGAGUGAAGCACGAGUGGUUGUGAGUGUUGGGGACAUGAAAGGAGUCCCUGAUCCUAGUACUCUUCAGCAGCUGGCGAAUGACUCCGACUUUCCAGUGAUCACCUACAGCUACUGUGUGACAUAUGAGUUUGUGGAGGGAGAGGAGCUUGACAACAGCAGCAGCACUGAGGUAACAAAAAUCCAUCAGAGUCCUGAGGUGGCCACCUUGGAUGCAGACAGCUCUGCUCAGUACACGGGAGAAACAAAGAGCCAGCAGGACCCUGCAGCCACAGAGGAGCCCAAGGCCAGCUCUGCAAAGGUGUUUGUCACCCCUGGAAAGCCCUGGGAAGAUACCAUUGACUACAGCUACAGGAAGGAGCAUAUUGUUAAAGACUUAGUGAGGCUGAAGUCCUACCUGGCGGCUGGAACAAUUGUCUCUGUUGUGGAGGAGAAGGUGCUCUCAUGGCCUAUUGAAGCUGAUCCAGAAGAAAACACAGACACAAAUAAGAAGGCAGGACGAGGGCAGCAGAAGGAUGGUGCCAAGGGUCCUGCACGCAAGGACAAGCAGAAAAAGAAGAAGGAAAAGUCAUGUGAACUCCGCAGUGACCCUCCCAUUCGGAGGACCCUGGGCACCAGGAAGGUGACCCUGGAGUCUCUGCUGGCCACUGAGGACCUGGUGACAGCUCUGUGUGACUUUGGGAUUCUGGUCACUGAACAACCACUGCAGCCACCAAGUGUGGGGGAGAAGCUCUCUCCACAGGACAAGAAGAAAAGCAAAGACAAGAGCAAAAACCCAAAAGCAGAGAGUAAAAGUCAGGCCAAACGGAAAGCUUCAACGUCUGCCAAAGGUGACAGAGACUGGAGCUGGCUGGGCAGAGGGUG